AUGAACAGCAACGAAAUGGACGCGGCGUUGAUGGUGUUUGUAAACUGCCUGGGAGCGGUGAUCAUGGUGUCCGUGGUGGGGUUCCACUAUCUCACAGCCAAACCCAAGGACGCUGAGCUAUAG
Messenger RNA from Peronospora matthiolae, 123 nucleotides. NCBI's taxonomy places the organism in Eukaryota, Oomycota, Peronosporomycetes, Peronosporales, Peronosporaceae. The record is from the annotation of a GenBank genome assembly.